This is a messenger RNA of Cladophialophora bantiana CBS 173.52, 468 nucleotides long. RefSeq lists its product as uncharacterized. The coding region runs from base 1 to 468 and encodes 155 amino acids. The transcript has a single exon. Lineage: Eukaryota; Fungi; Ascomycota; Eurotiomycetes; Chaetothyriales; Herpotrichiellaceae. Gene Ontology annotation, molecular function: alcohol dehydrogenase (NADP+) activity. The record is from RefSeq and is a predicted model, not a curated record. Gene Ontology annotation, biological process: alcohol metabolic process.
AUGGCGGCAGAUAUUGGCCUUGGAAAGAGAGUAGGCGUCGUCGGAAUCAGAGGACUGGGCCAUUUUGCCGUCUUAUUCGCUUCUGCCAGGGGCGCUGAGGUGACGGCGAUCUCACACAGACCACGGAAACAGGCAGACGCAGCGAAGAUGGGAGCCACCAGUUUCAUUGUAACCACAAAUGAGGUGGACUGGGCGGAGCAAAACAAAAAUUCGCUGGACCUCAUCAUUUCGACGACAUUCGCCAACGAUAUGCCUUUAAAGAAAUACCUUCCGUUGCUCAACGUUGGCAGCCAGUUCGCCUUGGUCGGGUUGGGCGAGCAGAAUCUUCCAGAGAUUCCUCCGGGUAUCCUGGUCAGGGCCAACAAGUCAAUCGUGGGUUCCAUGAUUGGCACCAGCAGACAGAUGAGAGAGAUCUCGAGUUUGCCGCCGAAAAGAGUAUUCGAGCUUGGAUCGAGAUACUUCCAAUGA